This is a messenger RNA of Verruconis gallopava, 3960 nucleotides long. RefSeq lists its product as uncharacterized. Gene Ontology annotation, biological process: peptide catabolic process. The coding region runs from base 116 to 3742 and encodes 1208 amino acids. The record is from RefSeq and is a predicted model, not a curated record. Lineage: Eukaryota; Fungi; Ascomycota; Dothideomycetes; Venturiales; Sympoventuriaceae. Gene Ontology annotation, cellular component: mitochondrion; cytosol. Gene Ontology annotation, molecular function: metalloendopeptidase activity; metal ion binding. The transcript is spliced from 3 exons.
GCAUGUUUGAACCUUGACCGCAAUUCCUCCUCAGAAAACACAUAAUUGCCGUGUGGACUGACUGAACGCUAGCUUGUCGCUUCUGCCCUGUCCUGUCAAGUAGACAGGUCUUUGUAUGAUAACAAGACGAGGGCUAAGAGCAGGAUGCGGGCGGGAUAGAGACAUAAUUGGACGGCUCGGUUACUCGACGAAGCACACGGUGAAGUUUGGCAGGUUGGAGAAUCUUUGUUCAAGAGUAGUACAGACUCUAGAUUUCCCGCCACGGGCCAGCAAGAGAAGGCUUUUCAAUCCCACGUGGCGAUCAAGACAGUCAUCCGAGGCCGUGACUCCAGCCUCAUCUGCGUCUACCUCUAGACUACUGCGCUACCAUACCAACCUUCUCACGAGAUCGACGUUCACGACUACGGGACGUAUAAGUAGAAGUGAUAUCGAUAUGUCCGGAUCCUCUGAGCCUUUGAACUCGCUGGGCAUGCCGGUCGAGAGGGUCGCGGAUACUAUGGAGAAACCGUUGUUGGAUAACAGGGCAUAUCGAGUGAUUCGACUGCAGAACCAGCUGGAGGCGUUGCUCAUACAUGAUCCGGACACAGACAAGGCCAGCGCGUCGCUUGAUGUCAAUGUCGGAAGCUUCAGCGAUGCCGACGACAUGCCAGGAAUGGCGCAUGCGGUUGAGCAUCUGCUGUUCAUGGGAACCGAAAAGUAUCCAGCGGAGAACGCGUACAACCAAUAUCUUACAGCACAUUCCGGCUAUUCGAAUGCGUAUACCGCCUCGACAUCAACGAACUACUACUUCGAAGUUGCCGCCUCGAAUUCGCCGAGCCCUAGCAGGACUUCGUCGCAGAUCAACCUCUCAUCGCAACCAACUUCAAAGACUGAUUCUCCACUGUACGGUGCCUUGGAUCGCUUCGCACAGUUUUUCAUAAAACCUUUGUUUUUAGAGGACACGGUAGACAGAGAACUGAGAGCUGUGGAUUCGGAAAACAAGAAGAAUUUGCAAAGCGAUACGUGGCGAUUGCAUCAACUGAACAAGUCUUUAUCCAAUCCAAAGCAUCCAUACUGCCAUUUCUCGACAGGAAACUACAAGACACUUCAUGAUGAGCCUCUAGCGCGGGGCGUGAAGAUCAGAGACGAAUUCAUCAAAUUCUAUGAGAAACACUACUCAGCUAAUCGCAUGAAACUUGUAGUCCUUGGAAGAGAGUCGUUGAAUGAACUAGAACAUUGGGUUGAGGAAUUGUUUUCUGAUGUCAAAAACAAAGACCUGCCGCAAAACAGAUGGGAUAAUGUUCAACCGUUAACAGAGCAAGAGCUGGGUAUGCAAAUUUUCGCAAAGCCAGUAUUUCACAUGCGAACCCUUGAUCUAUACUUCCCGUAUCCAGACGAAGAAAUGCUCUACGACUCACAGCCAGGACGGUAUCUCAGUCAUUUGAUUGGCCAUGAAGGUCCUGGCAGCAUUCUUGCUUUUAUCAAGGGUAGGGGAUGGGCUAAUGGUCUGGGUGCGGGUGUAUCGCCGUUGUGCCCAGGAUCUGCGUUCUUCAGUAUCUCCAUCAGGCUUACUGAGGAUGGCCUGAAGCAUUACGAAGAAGUUGUAGAGACCGUGUUUCAGUACAUAUCUGUGCUUAAGGACAAGCCUCCUCAAGAAUGGAUCUUCGAGGAGAUGAAACAAAUGAGUGAGGUCAACUUCAAAUUUCGACAGAAGUCACCUGCGAGCAAGACAACUUCCGCACUUGCUAAUGUCAUGCAACGACCUUUGCCUAGGGAUCAUCUACUUAGUGGUCUAAGCCUGCUCCGGAAAUUCCAUCCUCAAGGUAUCUUGCGCGGGCUGUCGCAUCUUCGACCGGAAAAUUUCAGACUUAUGCUAGUGAGCCAAGAGUUCCCUGGCGAUUGGGAUCAGAAAGAGAAGUGGUAUGGCACGGAAUACAAAUGUGUGAAGAUGUCAGAUGACCUAAUGAAUCGCUUACGCAAGGCGGCAUCCGCAAGCCCAGGAAAUAGGCCUCCGGGAUUGCACCUUCCGGUGAGAAACGAGUUCAUUCCUUCAAGAUUGGAAGUAGAGCGUAAGGACGUCAGCGAACCGGCGAAAGUGCCGAAGCUGAUUCGAAACGAUGACCGUGUGCGGACGUGGUAUAAAAAGGAUGAUCAAUUUUGGGUACCAAAGGCGAACUUGAAACUCUUGCUCCGCUCACCACUCGUUAUCACGACGCCUAGAUCUGCUGGACUUACGCAACUAUAUCAAGCCCUUGUCAAAGAUGCGUUAGUGGAGUACGCCUAUGCUGCAGAAAUUGCCGGCUUGGAGUACGAGGUCACGAGUACCAGCUCUGGCUUACAUAUCACACUCUCGGGCUAUAACGACAAGAUGGCAGUCCUGCUGGAAAAAGUACUUGUCCAGAUGCGAGAUCUCGAAGUGAACCCCGAACGUUUCCGCAUCGUCAAGGAACGUUUAAUUCGGGGCCACAAGAACGCGGAACUUCAACAGCCUUAUCAUCAAGUUGGCGUCUACACGCGCUGGUUGACUAUCGAGCAAGUAUGGAUCACUGAACAGCUUUUGGCGGAGCUUCCAGAUAUCGCCGAGGAAGAUGUUCGCGCUUUCUUUCCCCAGAUAUUGCGCCAGUUGCACAUUGAAGUGUUGGCCCAUGGUAAUUUGUAUAGAGAGGAUGCUCUACGAUUCACGGAAGUUGUGGAAAACACGCUUCGACCAAGAAAGCUUCCUCUUGAUCAAUGGCCUGUUAAGCGCUCCAUGAUUUUCCCUCCAGGAUGCAACUACAUCUACAAGAGGGAGUUGAAGGACCCUGCUAACGUCAAUCAUUGCAUCGAGUAUCUGCUUUAUGUCGGUAAUUCUCAGGACAGACAUCUUAGAGCCAAGGUUCUAUUGCUUGGCCAGAUUGCAGACGAGCCGUGCUUUGAUCAGCUUCGAACGAAGGAGCAGCUUGGCUAUGUUGUCUUCAGCGGCGCAACUGUGCACAACACGUGGCUUGGAUACCACGUGCUUGUCCAAAGCGAACGUACUCCUGAGUAUCUUGAGACGCGAAUCGAGUCGUUCUUGAACGGCCUUGGCAACAUUAUCCGCAAAAUGCCGGAUGAUAAGUUUGAGAAGCUAAAGAACAGCUUGAUCAAUAAGCGUCUUGAGCGUCUGAAGAAUCUGAGCUCGGAAUGUAAUAGGUUCAGCACGCAUAUUCUGAAUGAGGGAUAUGAUUUUGAGCAAGCCGAUCACGACGCUGCGCAUCUCGAGCCAUUGACCAAGGAGGACAUUAUCAAAUUCUUCGAGCGCUUCAUCUGCCCCAACUCUGAGAGGCGCGCUAAGCUCAGUGUACACCUGUUGGCGCAGAAUACGGCCUCUUCAAUCAUCGAGAACAUCUCAUCGGAAGAAGACAAGAAUACAAUCCUGACUAAAGCGUUGAGUAAAAUUUUCGCCGCGCACAACAUUAGCACUGAUUCAGAGAAAUUGGCAACUCGAUUACGCGGGCGCAGACUCUCGCUGUCGGAUUCUGCACCUAUCUCAGAGGCUGCGGCGACGUAUCUGACCAUGGACGCUAGCUUACCAGCAGACAAGGCCAGAGAGAUUGUGCAGCAAGGACUCGUAGCUCUAGGCGGAUCUAUAGAGCGUAAAGGGGAAAACUAUAAGGCAACAACUAGCAGAGCCCCAGUUAUUAUUGAAGAUGUGCAUGCAUGGAAGGCAGGCUUGAAGGUUGACGUUGCAGCUCAGCCAGUUAGACCGCUCAGCGACUUCGAAGAUAUCGAGCCCAAGCUAUAGAGACGGGAAAGACUUGUGUCUAGAAAAAAAAAAGGCCUCUGUAGUUGUUGGGAAAAAACAAUAAUAUUUCAUAUAAUACGUAGUCCAUGCCUUAGAUGUAUUUGCUUUCUAAGCCUAUCUCCAGCGUGAAGCUGGAAUUCGCUUCUAAUAGCAUCCGUACAUUCUGUGAUGCUGUGCUCUUUUGGCUGGGUUAUAAGAAAUACAAAAGAGAAUUCGUG